This is a messenger RNA of Phasianus colchicus (ring-necked pheasant), 1419 nucleotides long. RefSeq names its product zinc finger protein ZIC 1. Gene Ontology annotation, biological process: regulation of transcription by RNA polymerase II. Gene Ontology annotation, cellular component: nucleus. The record is from RefSeq and is a predicted model, not a curated record. Lineage: Eukaryota; Metazoa; Chordata; Aves; Galliformes; Phasianidae. Gene Ontology annotation, molecular function: DNA-binding transcription factor activity, RNA polymerase II-specific; RNA polymerase II cis-regulatory region sequence-specific DNA binding.
AUGCUUCUGGAUGCUGGACCGCAGUAUCCCGCCAUAGGAGUCACUACGUUCGGAUCGUCUCGCCACCACUCCGCGGCCGAUGUCACGGACAGAGAAGUGGGGCUGGGAAUCAACCCCUUCGCCGACGGCAUGGGCGCCUUCAAACUCAACCCCGGCGGCCACGAGCUGGCCUCGGCCGGGCAGACCGCCUUCACCUCGCAGGCUCCGGGCUACGCGGCGGCGCUGGGGCACCACCACCACCCGCCCCACGUCGGCUCCUACUCCAGCGCCGCGUUCAACUCCACCCGGGACUUUCUGUUCCGCAACCGCGGCUUCGGGGAGGCCGCGGCCGCCAGCGCCCAGCACAGCCUCUUCGCCUCCGCCGCCGGCGGCUUCGGCGGCCCGCACGGACACGGCGAUGCCGCGGGACAUAUACUUUUCCCCGGGCUGCACGAGCAAGCGGCCGGCCACGCUUCGCCCAACGUGGUGAACGGGCAGAUGCGCCUGGGCUUCUCCGGAGACAUGUACGGCCGAGCCGAGCAGUACGGCCAGGUCACCAGCCCCCGCUCCGAGCACUACGCCUCGAGCCAGCUGCACGGCUACGGCCACAUGAACAUGAACAUGGCAGCGCACCACGGGGCGGGGGCCUUCUUCCGCUACAUGCGGCAGCCCAUCAAGCAGGAACUCAUCUGUAAGUGGAUUGAGCCCGAGCAGUUGGCGAACCCCAAAAAGUCCUGCAACAAAACUUUCAGCACGAUGCACGAGCUGGUGACUCAUGUCACCGUGGAGCACGUUGGAGGACCCGAGCAGUCCAAUCACAUAUGUUUCUGGGAAGAGUGCCCGCGAGAAGGGAAACCUUUCAAGGCCAAAUACAAACUCGUAAAUCACAUCCGAGUCCACACAGGUGAAAAACCUUUCCCCUGCCCUUUCCCAGGCUGUGGCAAAGUGUUUGCCAGAUCAGAGAAUCUCAAAAUACACAAAAGAACUCACACAGGUGAAAAACCAUUUAAGUGUGAAUUCGAGGGCUGUGACAGGCGCUUUGCAAACAGCAGCGACCGCAAAAAGCACAUGCAUGUGCACACUUCCGACAAGCCCUAUCUCUGCAAAAUGUGUGACAAGUCCUACACGCACCCCAGCUCCCUCAGAAAGCACAUGAAGGUCCAUGAAUCGUCCUCGCAGGGGUCCCAGCCUUCUCCCGCCGCCAGCUCAGGCUACGAGUCCUCUACCCCUCCAACCAUCGUGUCUCCAUCCACAGAAAACCAGACCGCCAGCUCCUUAUCCCCUUCCUCCUCCGCAGUCCACCACACGUCCAGCCACAGCACGCUUACAUCAAAUUUUAACGAAUGGUACGUUUAAAACGCUAAAACAAAACAGCGAAAAAACACAAACCGAAACAAAACAAAAAAGCCCCAAGCGAGCGAAUCCAGACCCUAUUUAAAA